Messenger RNA from Tetranychus urticae (two-spotted spider mite), 840 nucleotides. Lineage: Eukaryota; Metazoa; Arthropoda; Arachnida; Trombidiformes; Tetranychidae. The record is from RefSeq and is a predicted model, not a curated record.
AUGUCCUCGAUGAUUGAAACAAAAAGUGCUAGUGUCAUCAGUGAGAUAAAUAUGAAUCGGUUGUGCCGCGAUAUGAAGGAUGUUUCACUGGAAGGACCAACAAGAAUUGGAUAUUACUCGAGCUAUAAGAAUGAUGAAAAAGAAAGUGUUUUUUUACCAGACAAAUCAUCUCUAGCAUAUUUGGAUUUACCUAAUCCAGUCUACAUCGACUGCCUUCAAGGAUACGACAAGAAAGCCAAGUACGGUCAUAUCCUUCGUGGAGAGAUGCUCAUGUUGCGAUGGGUUUUGAACAAUAAAGCAACCAUGCAAAAGUUUCCUUCGGAUUUCAUCUGCUACAAUGGUCUUUUGAGAGACUUGAUGAAUGUAAAGUAUACUGAUGCCGAUUGGAACAUUUCUGCUACUAAAAUCGAAGGAAAAAUUAUUCUCAAUAGGAAAGCAACGAUUGAGGCAAAAGAAAGGGUUGAAACUCAAUGUAAAAGAGCUAAUCAAUCAUCCUAUGUAGCUGACAAUUUACCACGUUUGAUUACUAAGAAUAUUAAUCAUUCUCAGUGUUCUUCGAGAAGAUUGAAGGAUUCAUUUCACGGCGUUUUUCAUACAAAAGUUGGUUCUCAUCGUAUUUUGCAUGCAGGAUAUUUGGAUUGUGUUGAAAGUGAACAAGAAUUGACUAAACCUUUCGAUGAGAUGAAGUUUGUUUCGAUCAAAAAGUUCAAUGCUUCGAGACAAUCACAUUCAACAUUUCAAGCAUACAAUUGGUGGUCAUUGGCUAAACUUGCUGCAGUUGAUACGAUUGUUCGCGUUAAAUGUGAUUGGGAUUUUAUGGUUAAAAAAAUCGAUAUAUAA